This is a messenger RNA of Saitoella complicata NRRL Y-17804, 428 nucleotides long. RefSeq lists its product as uncharacterized. The record is from RefSeq and is a predicted model, not a curated record. Bases 28 to 402 code for a protein of 124 amino acids. Lineage: Eukaryota; Fungi; Ascomycota; Saitoellomycetes; Saitoellales; Saitoellaceae. Gene Ontology annotation, cellular component: mitochondrion. The transcript has 2 exons.
UACAGAACGUCGCAACCAAGGGCAAAGAUGGUCCUCGUCCCACCAGCGAUGAAGCGGCUCCACGCUCUCCAGAAAAGUGCAUCUCAGAUCUUCAUGACGACAUUCAACCCAACCAACGCACGAACCGGAAACAAAAUCCUCAGACAACGACUCAAGGGACCCACGGUGUCGGAUUACUACGUCAGGACGAAUAUCACCGUUGCUAAAUUCGUCAGGGAUUUCAAUAAGAUGCGGGCGGGGAUGAUCGAGAAUGGCACUGUUGAUGAGCGAGGGAUUGGGAAUCCUAUGGUCAAUUUGGCGGAAGAACAGCGGAUUAAGGAGAACGAGGUACGGAGGAGACGUGGAAAGGGACCCCCGAAGAAGGGACAAGGAAAGCGUGCGACGUCCGGAAAGAAGCGUUAACCUGCGAUCAUUACUGGGAAUUUCAU